AUGGCGGCCUCCUGGCCGCCCUUGGCUACCCUGCGGCUGGUGCGGAGCCGGCUGAGGGGGAGAUGUGUUGGGUGCGGAGCCUGGGCAGCCGCCCUGACCCCUCCGGCCACCGCCCCUGGGAGCCCUCUUUGGAAAGCCUAUACAGUUCAGAUACCCGAGAGUAUGUCUCCAUCUGUGGCCACAGAAACUUACGUGAAAGCUUUGGCUUUUUGCCAUGGACCUCUGGACCACUAUGACUUUCUAAUAAAAAAUCAUGAGAUAAAGGAUGAUGCACAUCAAAGAAGAGUCAUACAGUGUUUGCAGAAGUUACACGAGGACCUUAAAGGAUACAGUCUAGAAGCAGAAGGCAUUUUUUCAAAGCUUUUUUCAAGGAACAAACCUCCAAAGGGCCUCUAUGUUUAUGGAGAUGUUGGUACAGGGAAAACAAUGGUGAUGGACAUGUUUUAUACUUAUGUGGAAAUGAAGAGGAAAAAACGGGUUCAUUUUCAUGGUUUCAUGCUAGAUGUUCACAAAAGAAUACACCGCCUUAAGCAGAGUUUGCCAAAAAGGAAAGCAGGAUUCAUGGCUAAAUCAUAUGAUCCAAUAGCUCCUAUAGCUGAAGAAAUCAGCGAAGAAGCAUGUCUCUUAUGUUUCGAUGAAUUUCAGGUCACUGACAUUGCUGAUGCCAUGAUUCUGAAACAGCUUUUUGAAAAUCUGUUCAAAAAUGGGGUCGUCGUUGUGGCAACAUCCAACAGGCCACCAGAAGAUCUCUAUAAAAAUGGACUACAAAGAGCUAACUUUGUACCAUUCAUAGCAGUCCUAAAGGAGUACUGCGAUACAGUCCAGCUGGAUUCUGGGAUAGAUUACCGAAAAAGGGAGCUUCCUGCUGCAGGAAAGCUCUACUACCUCACAAGUGAAGCUGAUGUGGAGGCUGUCAUGGAUAAGUUGUUUGAUGAGCUGGCUCAGAAACAAAAUGAUUUAACUAGACCAAGGAUUCUAAAAGUGCAAGGCAGAGAGCUGUGGCUGAAUAAAGCCUGUGGAACCAUUGCCGACUGCACAUUUGAAGAGCUGUGUGAAAGACCGCUUGGAGCCAGUGAUUAUUUGGAACUAUCAAAGAAUUUUGAUACAGUAUUUUUGCGAAACAUUCCCCAAUUUACACUGUCAAAAAGGAGUCAAGCUCGAAGAUUCAUAACUCUCAUUGAUACCCUCUAUGAUUUCAAGGUGCGCCUGAUUUGCUCCGCGUCAGCUCCUUUACCAAGCUUAUUCCUGCACCAGCCCCAUGACAGCGAGUCGGAGCAAAACAGAAUAAUGAUGGAUGAUUUGGGGCUGAGCCAGGACUCAGCAGGUCUCUCCAUGUUUACCGGAGAAGAGGAAAUCUUUGCCUUUCAGCGCACAGUUUCCCGACUCACAGAAAUGCAGACUGAACAGUACUGGAAUGAAGGGGACAGAAGCGAGCUGUAA
Molecule: messenger RNA, 1440 nt
Organism: Pipistrellus nathusii (Nathusius's pipistrelle)
Lineage: Eukaryota; Metazoa; Chordata; Mammalia; Chiroptera; Vespertilionidae
Source: the annotation of a GenBank genome assembly